Messenger RNA from Lasiodiplodia theobromae, 1755 nucleotides. Its product is annotated as C2H2 Transcription Factor. Gene Ontology annotation, biological process: regulation of transcription by RNA polymerase II. Lineage: Eukaryota; Fungi; Ascomycota; Dothideomycetes; Botryosphaeriales; Botryosphaeriaceae. Gene Ontology annotation, cellular component: nucleus. The record is from RefSeq and is a predicted model, not a curated record. The transcript has 2 exons. Gene Ontology annotation, molecular function: RNA polymerase II cis-regulatory region sequence-specific DNA binding; DNA-binding transcription factor activity, RNA polymerase II-specific. Bases 1 to 1755 code for a protein of 584 amino acids.
AUGCAAGCAGCGCAGCAGCAGAGCAUGGCUCAGCCGGGCCACCACCACUACCAGCAAUUUGCAAACCUUCCUCCCCUUCAGACCUCCUUCCCUCCUCAGGCGCAGCCUCAAUCAUCCUCUCACCCUCACCACCCCUCUGUGCAGCAGCUCAAGGAGCUCGAACAGCACAUCCGGGCCGUUUACGGGGCGCACGCCCAGGUCAAGGUCAGCAUCGUGCCCAGCCCCGUCCCAUCAUCGCAGCGCAACUCGCCAAUGGUGCCGCCGCCGAUGGACCACCUCGACCUCGCACCCAUGCCGUCGAGCUUCAGCGACGCAUGCGAGAUCACCCUGCAGCCUCCGCCUGAGGACCAGGGCUUCGCCAUCAACUUCAACAGCCACCACGAGAGCGACAACGGCUAUGAGUCGUCGUUCUACUCGUCGGACGCCAUCUCGCCCGGCUGCUCGCCUACCGCCUCACCGCGGCCGAGAUCGAUCGGCUCGUUCCAGCACCAAGGGCACCUCGCUCCUGCACCGCCUCACCUGUCGCUGUCGCGGCGGCCUUCUCUUCUUCACAACAUGUCGCGCAGCUCGACCGACAUGGACGGCUACCUCUCAUCCUCGCCCACCAAGGCUCCUCUUUCGCCGCGCGCCAUGUCCAUCGCGGAUCUCAACCUCGACGCCACGAUCGAGGAGACGGGCAUCUCGCCCGAAGAGGUGCAGGCCUACAUCAGCGAGCAAGACCCCUCGACCCACCGCUGGACUUGCCUGUUCCCAGAGUGCGGUAAGACGUUCGGUCGCCGCGAGAACAUCAGGUCACAUGUUCAGACCCACCUGGGUGACCGUCAGUAUAAGUGCAACCACUGCGGCAAGUGCUUCGUCCGCCAGCACGAUCUGAAGCGCCACGCCAAGAUCCACACCGGCGACAAGCCCUACAAGUGCCCUUGCGGCGCUGGCUUCGCCCGCCAGGACGCCCUCACCCGCCACCGCCAGCGCGGCAUGUGCGACGGCGCUUUCCCUGGCGCGGUGAAGAAGUCUGCCCGUCGCGGCCGUCCGAGGAAGAAUCGUCCUGAGAUGGCCGAACGUCUCGACAAGGCCAACAGAACCCGCCAGGCACAGGCCGAUCCUUACGGCUCGUCGUCCUCAUCCGGUCCCUCCCCUGGUUCUUCUGGGUACUCUCCGGUUGCAAACAUCAACGAGUACGACUCGUCCCACUUUACCAACCUGCAGUCUCUGCAGACGUCAGACUCGCAGUCGUCGUCCUUCAGCAUGUCCACCAGCUCUUCCAGCCCGUUGGAGGACAAAGAAGAAGACCCCAAGGAGACUGAAAACGUUGAGAACAACGAUGAUGACAACGUCGACGAUGACGACGCCCUCAACGAACUCGAGCAAGACGAGGAUGAUUUCUUCCUCACGCAAGCGUUCGAGGGUGUCGCCACGCCGCCCCAAUCGCCUUCGCCGGUGCCUGCUGAUGUGAACGUGCUGCGCAUCCCGAAGGGUAACAAGAACGGUCAGAAGAAGCGCACCGUCUCCGGCCGCACUGUCUCUGCCGCGUACAGCACGCCCCCGACUUCGCCCGUCAUGGGUAGCAAGUCCGUCUUGGACAAGACGGACGACUUGAACUUUGACGAUGACUUCGACGGUCUUCCGCCCAGCUCGUUCGACUCGACCAGCAACAUAUGGAACCCUUUCGGGAAUGAUCCAUUCGGCAACGAGCUCAUGAUCAAUACCUCGGGCUCGACCCAAGACGACUUUUCGUUCUUGGACAACAUGAGCUGA